GGAAGCGUGUAACUCCUUUGGGAAGGCAAACAUGCGUGCACAAUCUCCGUCUCUUCAUUGGAAGUUCCCGGUCGAUUGGCUUCAGGAUAGGAUUUUGGUUCCGUCGCAGUAUGUAGUAGUAUGUUUCGGUUGCGGUGCACUACGGAGUAUACUACUACUGUACUGCUCAGUCUAGUAGCUUGUAGACAGCCUUUUUCUCUCUCCCAUGUUUGUCACUGGACUUCAUUCAUGGGGAGUUUAUUCUUUAUACUGCGGUCAAAGCUCCCUAACAAUGGAUCUUGCCCGAUGCGAAACGUCCGCUGGAGCCGAGAAGUAUUCGCAGGUCAUAAGCACACAAUCAAACUACCGCACUCGUCACUUGAUGAUACACAUUAUACGGCAUUAACCAUUUUUAGUCGUCCCAAUGCAAAGCAGUGAGCCGUAGACUUUCAUGAGUUGAUGAGCAAAAGGGAAAGGGUGCUUUUCUUGCCAG
Aspergillus pseudotamarii is the source of this 472-nucleotide messenger RNA. RefSeq lists its product as uncharacterized. The transcript has a single exon. The coding region runs from base 121 to 417 and encodes 98 amino acids. The record is from RefSeq and is a predicted model, not a curated record. Lineage: Eukaryota; Fungi; Ascomycota; Eurotiomycetes; Eurotiales; Aspergillaceae.